AUGGUAGACAAUAACUGCUCCGAGUCUUUCAAUUCCAAUAUUGUUGAUGCUAGGCACAAACCUAUUGUUAGUAUGCUAGAAGACAUUAGGUUGAUGUGUAUGAAGAGGAUUACUGAUAGGAAAUCUGCAUUAUUGACUUGGAAGGGUGAAUGGGCUCCAAAUGUAGUUAGGUUUUUUGAUCAAAAUAAAUCUGACUCCAUAAAAUGUCAUGUAGUCUGGAAUGGGGAGUAUGGGUAUGAAGUCAGUGAGGGUGAAGACAGACACAAUGUCUUUGUAGACACAAAGAAAUGUACCUGCAGGGUUUGGGAACUUACUGGAGUUCCCUGUUGUCAUACUAUUGUUGUUUUCCAUUUUAGUUCCAUUGAUCUAAUGACUGUAAUCAGUCAGUGUUACUAUAAGGAAGUGUAUGCCAAGGCUUAUGAACAUGUUAUCCAUCAUGUACCUGGAGUAAAGUUCUGGAAUGUGAGAGCAGAAGAUGAAGUAGAACCUCCACUUGUGGAGAUUAAGGUUGGGAGGCCAAAAAAGAACAGGGUGAGAGCUAAACAUGAGCCUAGGCAUCAACACAAACUUGGUAGGAAAGGGAAGCUACAACAUUGUAGCUUGUGUUGA
Salvia miltiorrhiza (redroot sage) is the source of this 609-nucleotide messenger RNA. RefSeq lists its product as uncharacterized. Gene Ontology annotation, molecular function: zinc ion binding. The transcript has a single exon. NCBI's taxonomy places the organism in Eukaryota, Viridiplantae, Streptophyta, Magnoliopsida, Lamiales, Lamiaceae. The record is from RefSeq and is a predicted model, not a curated record. The coding region runs from base 1 to 609 and encodes 202 amino acids.